ACAGCAGUGCUAGUGGUGCAUUGCAUUGGCGGACAAGAUCUGUCUUCUCUUAACUAACGUGAACAAUUUUGUGAUUUUCUCAAAGGAACAUCUGGGAAAAAGUUUUUGUGUUGUGUUCUCAGUGGCAUAACCUUCAGACAGAAACGGAACUUGGUGGCUUACCAAUCAUGGCAGACGAUAACAGCCAGGUACCAACAGAGCCGACAGAGGUGGAUAAGGAACAACAAACAGACGAACCCAGUGAAGUCACAGAGAGUGCAGCCCAAGAGCCAGGGAGUGCUGCAGACGUAGAAACAACAGCAGAAAAUGAGACAGCACAGGAAGGUGAACCAGUUGGUCAGGAUAAACCUCCUGAAAUUGGAGAUGCCGCAUCCACUGAACAACCAGCUCCAGCCCCACAGGAGGUGAAACAACCAGAGGAAGAAACAACACAGAAUGAGACAAUGGGUGAACAGGAGGUUGGAGGUGAGGAGGAAGAGGUCAAGGGUCAAGACCAAGCUGUUGCUGACCAGGACCAAGAAGCUUCCAGGGCAGAACUUGAGACAGAGGGACAAGAUCUGGCCACCGAUAAGGAGGUAGCAGGUCAAGAUCAGGAUGUCGCAGUGGCUGGACAGGAUCAAGAGGACGAAAGGCAAAGCCAAGAGGUCAAAGGUCAGGAGGAGGAUAAGGAGGGUGAGACCGCAGGAGAGACAGCCGUCGUCUCAGCCCAGGAGGAAAGUAAAGAAGCAAGUUCGGAGAAGGAGAAACCACAGGAGGCUUUUGAGGAGGCGGUUGAUGUGCAGCAAGAACCAGGGCAAGAUGAAUCAAGAGAUGCUGAGAGGACCGCAUCCCAAGUGGAGCGGGAAACGGUUGGCAUGGAGACUGAGCAGACAGAUGAGCAACACGAAGUUGACCCUCACGCUGCCUCACCCAUGCCCGAUCCUCUCAAUGCUACGGCAACAGUGAAAUUUGUGUUGAUGCCUAGCGGGCAGGUGACUACAAUGGCGUGCGCUCUGAGUCAGACUAUGCAGCAGCUACGUGCUCACUUUGCCAGUGAGCUACGCAUGCUGGCGGACCAUCUGGUCUUCAUGUAUGACGGGUCAAAUGUCAAGGAUGAAUUGACCCUUCAUGAUCUUGGCGUUGGACCGAAUGGUGCUGUCCAGAUGGAGAUCUCGUCGGCUGACCCAGAGAAUAAUCCCCUGAAAGCCCUCAAACCAAAGCCCUCAUACAUCAUGCCCGACGUCAUUACGGUUAAAGUUCAAAGAGAUGGUGUGCAGGAAGACAUUGUCGUUGAGAUCGAGCGUUCCAUGCGGCAUAAGCCAUUCCUAGGUGGAUUCCGCCAUCGCAACACGGGGACAGAAUACCACAAUGCCUCGGCCCAGACCCGGCCCAAGACACGCAAGGAUAACGGCAUUGAGAAGUUCUGUCGCGACACCCAGACGGUCAAGCAGAAGAACAUACGCCAACAAACCAUGAUCAACACGGCCACCCAGAUGACCAUGAUCGGGUGCUAUGUCUCAAACAUGACCGAUAAGCUGGUGGUGCCCGGUAGGUACCAGACCGCCGAGGAGUAUCAUGCCAUCCGACUGAAAAAGGUCAUCAUCCUGCAGUCCUACUUCCGUCGCUGGCAGGCCAAACGGCACGUGGCCAAGCUACGGGUGGACCUGGCCAAGCGGUUGGAGUGGGAGAGGCAAGAGGCCAUCCGUAAGGUCAAGGAGAAGGAGGAUCGCAUCCGGCGGGAGUUUGAGAAACGCAUGAACCCUCGCAGCAAAGAAGACUUUGACUUGCUCUACCACGCUCUGGAAAAAUGGCGUAAAGAGGAGCUGGAUCAGAUCAACGCCACCCUCACAGGAGCCAAGCGCAAGGCCGCGCUCUGCCACCUGUUGGAUCAAGAGACACAGCUGAUUGCAUCUAUCGGUAGACACAAGCUGGAAGCUGACACCGUGAACAAACAGCAGGCCAUACAAAACUUCCUGGAUAAGGCGGCAGCACCCAAGAAGUGGCGUUCAGCUGACGGCAAGUUCACAGAGAUGGACACAGCCUACACCAUUAGGGCACGCGAACUACGUGAUAUCUACAAGAGUCUCAACAUGAAGUACUUGACGCAAGAUGAAAGACUAGAUGUUCUACUGACGCUCAAACACACCGUGAAGGAGCAUGACUGCAAACUGACCCAGGAGAUCAUAGAGUUGAUUGAUCGGGAGGCUGACCUCUUGAUGCGAGGAGUCAAGGAGAGUAAUCUUGAAGGUCUGCGUAAACGGAUCGCCACCCUCUUCCUACAGUACAUCAAGACGCCCACGUUCAAUGCAGAAGCUGCCAGGCUGCUCAAAGUCCCCCAGGAUCCGUCCAGCCUCCGCAAGAACAUCUACUUCUGCCCUAGCUGCAACAGCUACCUGCCGUCCACCGAGUUCCAGCUGGCCUCCAACUCCCGCAUGGUGGGUCGCUGCCGGCGCUGCCAGAAGCUGGACAACGACGCCCGGGCCCGCCAGGAUUACAGCCACUACCGCUACCUGCUCAGGGCGCUGCGCAAGUCGGAGGAGGCCAUGCAGGAUGGCUCGCGCAUCGCUUUCCUCAUGCAGGAGGGUGACCUGAGAUACCUGGUGGAGAACAUCUGGAGCUCACAGAGCGCGCUCAGUGCCUGGAACGACCUGUACGACCUGGUGCUGGUGCGUUGGGACAAGGAUGAGGAGUGGUCGCCAUGGAACUGCAUCCUUCUCACCAAGGAUGAAGCCACCACGCAUGUACAGAUUGAGGAAUUGGAGAAGGGCUACGGUCGAGUUUUCUGCCACAAGGUCAAUACCAAGCACACCUUGGCACGGAAUUACUUCUCUCGUCUUCCGGGCAUGGCAGAGCACAUGAGGCAGAAGGCCGGCCAACCCAAACCGGGCACUUCUAUCGUGACCCAGCCCGUGGUGCCGACCAAAGCAUAGAUAAACAGAACCAUCAGCCUGGAGAUGUUGGUGACAGCUGUCAGCUUUCACCAGGUUCAGGAAUAGGGUGGAAGCGUGACCAGGAUCCGAGCAAGACGGUGGACUUUGGAAAUCUUCAGAUUCGAGGACAGCCAGAGACACUGAGAUAUUGUCAAAUUACAUGUAACAUAAUCAUAUCUAUCCUUUUUAAACCUUCUGUCUGAUCUAGAAUGUACAUGUACUUCCACCUCGUUUGCUUCAAAACUUUCCUCAUGAUGAUAAUUCCAGCCCUUUUCAGCUCUUGCAAAGGAUCCUGGAUACAGUUCACAUUAUGCAACAAGAAAAAGUAUUUUCGUUGCAUUCAUUAUUGGGUUUGUAGAAAACUUCCCAGAUGCUGUAACAUCUAAGACUUUGAAUUUAACCAAUGACACUUUAUUGUGCUUCAAGAAAGCAGGUGCACAGUAACUGGGCUGUAAAAGCUGGUGAUAAAUUUUUAUUUGGGUUAGGAUAGGCAAGUUGUAAGUGUAUUUCUACAUAAUGUGCUUGUCUAACAGUAAAUGUAGCCAUGAUGUAAUACGUAUGCUUUCACCAAGUCCUCCAGUACUGACAGGUUAUUCAGAGUCAAGGAACCGGACAGUCCAGUUUCCGUUACUUGGUAGGAGUCAUUAGUUGGGACAUUCAGCUAAGGUGGUGCCCCUAGAUGGUGCUGUUCUGUUUACAUCAACCAUUUUAUUGACUUUUUAACUAAAGAGGGAGUGUUUUCAUUCUAAUGAAUGCUGCCCUCACAUGUCCAGAGAAUACAUGAGAUCUACAGUAAAAAUGAUUUACAGAGAUUAAUCCUCCUGGCAUUACUUUCCAUGUCAAAAUAGAUUGUAUGAUAAGUUCUUUACGUGAAGUAAUACACCUGUCAAAUUUAUUGGAAGAUGGAAAGGCCUUCGACGAAAAGUUUGUAUUUUUGGUAGCACUGAUAUGCCUCAUCUGGUUCCACUUCACGUAAAACAGCAUUUUUAUCUUGUUGCAAAGAAGUUUGACAUAAUUUUUAAUUUUCUCUGACUUCAUGUUCUAGUUUUAUCUUCGAAGUGUACUUGUUACUAGCACAGUUUUGACGGGUCACCUUUUGAAUAUAAAUCUGGCCCUCUGUAAAUAAAAUAUGUAAAAUACAUGUAACUCAAAGUUUAAGUUUGGGAACAGAGGUUAGAGUGUGCGCCGAAUAUUGGAACAGUUAGCUCUAUAAACCAAAGUUGAGCUAUUGUCUUGUAUUUUUUGAACUUCGUGAAGUUAGACGAUUUUAAAUUGUCUUUCAUGCUGGUUUGAGUGUUACCGGUUGGCAGCAUUCACAAUAAAAACCGUUAAGUACAUGAUA
Messenger RNA from Acanthaster planci (crown-of-thorns starfish), 4251 nucleotides. It is a transcript of the gene iqub, whose product is annotated as IQ motif and ubiquitin domain containing. Gene Ontology annotation, biological process: cilium assembly; flagellated sperm motility. NCBI's taxonomy places the organism in Eukaryota, Metazoa, Echinodermata, Asteroidea, Valvatida, Acanthasteridae. The record is from RefSeq and is a predicted model, not a curated record. Gene Ontology annotation, cellular component: acrosomal vesicle; motile cilium. Gene Ontology annotation, molecular function: protein binding.